Molecule: messenger RNA, 3065 nt
Organism: Penaeus vannamei (Pacific white shrimp)
Lineage: Eukaryota; Metazoa; Arthropoda; Malacostraca; Decapoda; Penaeidae
Source: RefSeq, a predicted model, not a curated record
UGCAUGUAUUCCUGUCAGAAACACGUACGAAAGAGCAGAGCAAACGUUCGGAAAUUGGAAAAAGUCUAACCCUACAAAAGAAGAAAGAAGAAGAAGGCAGUUGUUAACACCUGAGCUUAGUUCGUACCUUACUCGAACUAAUACGUUACUAAAACAGUAAAUCAUGAUGUAUAAUAGCCAGUAAAGUAUUUUAUUUCUCGAAACGGAGAAGGAGAGAGAGGAUGACAGUAAUCGCGAUUGAAUGGAGGAAUAACUAGAAUCCAACAGAUAUGUGGAAAUUAAGCCCAUGGAAUGAAGGCUUCAUCAUGAAAUGGUGGAGCUGGAUAGGCAGAAGGAUGUCCAGCAUGACAACAUUCCUCUUGUCAACCCUAGUCCUCCCUGGUGAAGCUGUAACCUGUAAUGAGGAUGACUUGCAAUUUGCAAAGCUGUACCACUGCAUAAAUGUUAUUGGCAGCAGAUCUAUGUGCUAUGUGCUGAAGGCAGUGUGGAGCAAGGAGAACCUUGGAGAAGAAAUUCAGACUUUAAGGCAUUAUUGCAGGAUCAAGCUAUCUUGGACACAAAAGGCUUUGAAAAUUUUUGAUAAGUUUGAACAACAGUAUUUGGAUAAUAAUAUCUAUAGUGAUGUUUAUGAUAUUUGCUACUUGUGCAAGGUGUUGCAAAAUGUGCUUGAUCAUGUUUAUUGCCAACUGGAUCCUGAUUGUCAAGAUCACAUCAAGAAACUUCAAAAGAAAAGGAACAAAGUGUGCCAUUACUAUGGGCACAUGGAGGGAAAUCUGAGCAAAGAGAUAGAUGAUCUUAAAGAGACUCUAAAAUCUAUCUACACAGGUGUUGGUAAAUGCCUUGAUAUUGAUUUUACUCAGAAUAUCAAAGAGAUGGAACAUGUACUGACUGAAAUCUUAGAUACUAAUUUUGUAAUUGGUGAGCAAGGUAAGGCAAUUGAAACAUUUGAAGAAAACAAACGGUCCAAGAUGAUCAUCCAGGGGCGAAAGGAGCUUGAAGCUCACUACAAGAAACUACGAGUGCUUAAUCCCUGUACAUGGAUAAACGACAAGGAUGACAAAGUCUGCAGAUUUGAGGUUGACAAGAUCUUUACACCCUUAAAGCUUGAGGGUCGGAUGGAAAUAGAACUGAAAGCCAUUUUUACUGCUAAAGUGCGAAGAGAUACCAUUUUGCCCCCAAUUUUGAUAUACAAGGGUUUGGCAGGAUCUGGCAAAUCUGCUUUGUGCCGCUACUUGAUCUUUAAUUGGCAUACAAAAAAGGAGGAGAUUGACAUGCUUAGCUCAUUUGACCUAGUUUUCUUUUUAGAAAUUAGGCGCAUCAGAUGCAGCAAGGUGAUAGAUUUCCUUCAAGAGACUCUGCUUAAAGAUACAUGUAAAAGUUUUGACUCUAAAGAUGUUAUAUUGGUACUGAAAGGCCUUGAUUUACUUUUUAUUAUUGAUGGAUAUGAUGAGAGUGGAGAGCAGGCCAAGAAACUUGUUCAGGAUAUUUUGGCCAUAUUCAGUGAGCAUCGGAUCAUAAUAACAACACGACCAGAUUACCAUGAAGAUGUAAUCAGCUUGGCAAAGAGAUAUGCAGCAUUCCAAUCUGUAGAAGUUUGUGGAUUUGAUGAUAGACGAAAGAAGGAGUUCACCACAAAAGUGUUCUCAGUGAUAGAAGAGGAUAAAGACAGAUGUAAGAGGCAGAUCAAUGACUUUCUGGAGUACCUUAACAACCGUGGACAAGCUCUGGAUGAGCAUCUGAAGUUACCUUUAACUCUGGCUCUACUCAUAUACCUUUGGAAAGAAAGUCCAGAUAUUGUAAACAGUGUUACCUCUGCUACCAGACUGUAUAUGGAACUCUUUAGGCUAUGCAAAAAAAAACUAGCUGAGCGUUUGUGUUGUACAAAGGUCUUCAUGGGUAGUAAACUUUACUCACAUCUUGAUGAUCUCAUUCUCUUGCUUGGGGAACAAGCAUGGUUAAUGCUCAAAGAUGCAAAAAAUUUAGUUGGUAAAGAUAUAUAUUGUAUUCUUGAAAAGGAAUGUAAAGCUAGAAGUAUUGAUAUUACUGAAUUGAUGUCUGCCUUUCUUAUGUGUCAUGUGGAUGAAGAUGAUGAUAAACUAGUGUAUGAAUUCUUACACAAGACACAGAUGGAGUACCUUGCAGCAGGAUUCUUAGCAGAUGAAAUAAAAAAGGGAAAGAGAACUCUUGAGGAUAUUGAACAAGACAUUGGGUAUAGCAGUUGGAGGCAUCACCAAGAAGUUCUAAAGUAUCUUACAGGUCACCUUGCUAUUCAUCGCCAGCAGAAGCCAGAUAUUCUUAAAAUCAGUUUUCCACACUUAUCAAAGUUGUUUAGUGUAGCCGAGAUACAAAGUAAUGAUUACAAUUACUGGUGGAAUUUAGUUGUUGAAUCACUGUAUGACCACUCGGUAUGUGAGGGAAUUGCUCAAAACCAGUUGCCUGUGAAAGACUGGGAAUUGAAUGCAAGACAAGUAGUUUCUGGCCUUAAUCUCUUAAUUAAGACAUCAGUCUCACUUCGUAACCUAAAUAUUGAAAUAUCAUGUGACGUAGAGCCAUAUGAAAUCAAAUACUUCCUGGAUACAAUGAAAAGUUUAAAGGUCGAAAUUGGACACCGCUAUAACAAGAGUUGCCCAAUCUUAGUUGAAAUGCAUUUCUGGCGGCAUGUUCAGUAUGACCAUGACAGGCCGUCAGAUGAAUUCCUGAGGACCCUGUAUCCUUGGGGUCAUCUUAUAAAUUUCACUGGAAGUCUUGGAGAACAACAACAAGGUAGGGAAGUUUUGGCCUACUGCUUCAAUCUGAAGAACAUCCGUGCACGUGUGUCAAGCCCCAAAGCUCUUGCCUGCCUUAGCAAGAGCUUGGAUAAGAUAUGGAAGUCAGUCCGUUGCAUACGGCUCACCCUUGUGAUACCUGUUGAAGUUAGGCCAGAGGAGCUCCCAGUGCUGAACUUCAGAGGAACUCUCGAGUUGAUGUUGAUGAAUAUCAGAGAUGUGGACAAGGAGUGGUUGGUGAAGGUUGUCAAGAGAAUUGGAGAGAAGUAAGGAUAAUUAUUAUUUUUUACAAUUCAUAUG